UCGCUUGAACGCGCCCAUUGAAAACAAUCUUAUAAAUCCGUCGUCGACGCGCCGCACAUCUAAAACAGCUUUCCAGCGCGCAUGAACUGCUUAUUUGUAUCGGUUCUCAAUGUUCGCACAUGUAUGUACAUCCUUUCGUAAAUAAAUACAAUACCAUCCAACGGAACAUACAGCAUCUAUGCAGGGUGUUGUAUGAUUGUUGCUGCAUUUAAAUAAUAUAGUGGAACAAUAUCAACAUGAGAAUGGCAGUUGAAUUCCACGUCUCUUGACAAUCCCGGCAGUCUCCGACGUGGAAUGUUUUCAGAUUAUUCAACUUCGAGAUAAUGCAUUCCUAACCUCCAACAAGCUAUGGAAGAUCAAAUUCACUCGGAAUUAAUUCUAAAGGAGGAGCGGGAGGAGGACGAGAUCAAAGGGGGCCGCUGCUCUGCCGAGACUGCCGAGAGCGAGAAGAGCGUCACCCCUGACGGGUCGGCGAUCGGGAUACGGCCGAAACCUCUGAUCUACAAACCGGAAAACGUGAGCAUUGGCUGCAAGUCGGAGCCACUCGAGACAAAAUGGCACUGGGCACCAGGAGCGUGGCAAGACUCGACCAGGACUAGCGCCUUCCAACCAUACAAGCCACCCACUCUGCUCACAAAUUUGCAAAGAGGCAACACUCAAACGCAGAUACACCAGCUCUAUGUUGGCAACGACAUCACGUUUCAUACCUUGGCGGGUCAGGGGGAACUUACAUCUGACCAUAUACAUUCAAACUCAGUGGAUAUGACUGAUGAAAAGGGCUUAACCGGAUUGAUGUGGGCCAGUGCUUACGGACAAAUAGGUAGUGCUAAACAAUUGCUCAAAAGGGGCGCCAGUAUAAAUCGUUGUGGACCAAACUUACAGACUAGUCUACACUUGGCGGCCGCCUAUGGUCAUCAUGAUGUUGUCAAAUUAUUGUUAAAUCAUGGAGCUGAUCCUAACGCAUGUGACGAGGAUGGUAAUACUCCAUUAAUAUAUGGAGCACACUGCGAUCAUCCACAUGUUUGCUAUGAAUUAUUAAUAAAAGGUGCAGAAAUAACACUUACUAAUACCUCAAAUGUAAGUGCUUAUAAAGCAGCAAUUAUGAAUAAUUCAAUGAAUGCUAAAGCAGUUAUUGAGAAUCAUUUGAUACCACAAAUUAUAAGUACGCCAACGGAUGAAUUAUAA
Messenger RNA from Trachymyrmex cornetzi, 1185 nucleotides. RefSeq names its product ankyrin repeat family A protein 2. The record is from RefSeq and is a predicted model, not a curated record. Bases 349 to 1185 code for a protein of 278 amino acids. Gene Ontology annotation, molecular function: protein binding. The transcript is spliced from 6 exons. Lineage: Eukaryota; Metazoa; Arthropoda; Insecta; Hymenoptera; Formicidae.